AAGGGGAGUCUCGCAUUUCACUUUCUGAAACUUUUUUUCAAAGUUAAAAAAUCACACACAAAAAACUUAAAAUAUUAUUUCCAACUUAUUUUGUAAUUUACAUAAAUUUUAAUUGUAUAAAAUUAAUUCAUUUAUACCUCAAAAUAGUAGUAAAAUAUUUUGCAAAAAUAAUAUAAAUUGCAAAUAAAAAUCUGCAUGGGCGAGAAGUUAUCAUCAAGAACGACAAGAAAUUGAACAAAUAAUCGCAAAAUGUCAACUUCCCUUGGGAUUGUGGAGAAUUUGCUAAAUGAAUUCUAUCAUCCUGCAACACAUAACCAACGCAAACGUGAAAUCGAAGACCAACUAAGUUCGUUUAAGAAUCAGCCCAGUUCAUGGCAACAAUGCCUUUGUGUUCUAUCCUCCAACUGCUGUUCAACAAAUGAAUUCCUCUGGCUGUUUACCACAUCUACCCUUGAGCACACAAUAACGCGACGAUGGGCCCAAUUGUCGCCCCAAGAACACAGCCACCUGCGUGAGAAUCUCUGGGCUAGAUAUGCCAAUUUGCCAUAUGAUGUUUCGCGUCGACAACGAGACACAAUCGCACAAUUGAUAGCACUCGUUGGGAAACGAGAGUUCCCUGACGAGCAUCCGGAAUAUAUAAAGCAUUGUAUAGAGCUGACCAAAAUGUAUUUCCAAUUGGGAGUGGUUCUAUUGAGAACUACAUCGGAGGAGGUGGUCAGCAAUAGGAAUGAUGUUUCUUCAGAUAGAAAGCAGUAUUUUCAAUCAUGCAUUACACAAUGUAUGCCAGAAAUUGUUGAAGUUUUAGGGACAUAUUUGGUUAUAUCAACGUGUCAUCUUAAUGGAACCGCAUUGAGUGCGAUACCAAGUAAUAUAGCUGAUUAUAGGCUCUACACAUCACUGCCAAAUGACAAUUCGUUAAGCUCAUCGAUUCUCGAGCUUCUCCAAUGCGUUCAACACAUUUUCUCAUGGAUACCCGUAGAUAGUUUACUUACCGAAUAUUUUAUUUUGGCUCUAUUCGAUUUGGCUAAAUGGCGCAAAGAACAACCCGAAAUAUCUGUAGCCGCUCUAACAACAGUCAAUGAAUUAUUUUACUUACAAAAAGCCAUACCAUUUCCCAAUACAAUUAUGACUGCAAUUAAUGGACUGUUAGAUAAGACCAAUUAUACUAAAUCCAGUGAAAUGUACGAAGACAAAUUCACGGAACUCCUACGACUGAGUGCAACGAAAUUCUGCUCAAAGCUCUUAAAUGAUCAACCUGUUUUAGAUACAUUUGUAUCUGGCCUACAAGCAUAUACAUUUAAUAGUGAAUCAACGAUGCCAUUAUCAGAUAGACUGGAAACAUGGAAGCCAUUAUUAAGGGUAUUUGCAUCAUCUGGUAAAAGUGAACGUUACAUAGAGUCAUGCAUUAUUUUUGUUGGACAUAUUUUGCGAGUAAUGCGCGUUGAAGUAGUCAAUCCAAUAUAUGAAGAUGAAACUCUUGAUGAAAAUAUGCAAACAAAAUGGCAACAUUACAUCGCACCUUGCAUUGAAGUUAUCGCUCUCGUGGCAGAAAUGCGACCAAAUCAAACAUUCAAUCAAGUCUAUCGAUUGUUUACGAGGCCAUUUUUGGUGAUCAUCAUGUCGAUAGAGAAGGCAAUUGACAACAAGACCUUCGAUCCAAAGAAUGAAAAUGAAUGUUGCCGCAUUCGGUAUAGUUUGAGAGAGAUCUCAAUGCUUUGUCAGGCAUUGGUUCGGAUUGCACCAUCACUAGACUUGGGCGCAUCCGAGGAUAUCCCACUUAAUCUAUGCACUCUUGUAAAGACUCUUAUUAGCGCUGUCAAUUUUUUUAGCAGUAAAAAAUUUCAAAGUCUGCAUGCAGAAAACUCACUUCUGGUGGCAAGUUUUGUUGAUUUAUAUGCUCAGUCUUUGUUGGCCCUACGAAGUCUUUUAGCCAUAUCACCUGCAGUGAUAAAUGAUGAUCAAUUGCGAGGCUUGAUCCACACAGUUGCACAAAUUUUGCUACCAAGUGCGUUCAAUGAAUCUGCUCUCGUACAAAUGGCAGCAGCUCAACUACUUUUGAACAUAGCUUCUGUGAUAAGACCAAAACAAAUGCUUGAAGUCGAUUUGGUUGUUCAAUUAGUCCGAGCAGGUACCACAUUGCCUCAUUUGCCAAAAAAUGUGCUGCCCGUGGUAUAUGAAGCCCUUAUAAGUUCCUUAGUUUUUCCCUGGAAGAAUAUUAGCCAACAAGAACAAGACUUUGGACGUAGAUGUAUUGUCUUGCAAGAUUAUGUUGGAUGUUUGUGUCAGGAAUUUUUAGCUAUUGAUCCAGCUGUACUAGCCAAUGGACAAGAUGUUAAAGUCAGUGCAAUAACUGCAGGUAUUCUGCCAAUUAUUACCGAAAUUAUCAAUUAUUUCAAUGACACAAGUAGUACGGUUAAGGAAAUGCUUUUGAAUGCAUUCAAGCCAACAGUACAUAAGGCAAUGAAUAUAUUCAAUGCAGUUGGUUUCGAUAGCAAUGAAAUUGCUACAACAGUUUCUGACUUUGCUUUGAGUGUGUUGCGAACGUUACAAAAUCAAUUAGGAAUGGCAUUCGUUAGAGAGAUGAUUACACUUUUUAUAAAUUCCAGCACGAGAGGAGAAAUGACUGUAAGAAGAUUAAAAUCUAUGGAAAAAAUAUUGCAAAUGUUUCAAUUAAUUGUACAACAACCGGGUAGUGAAACAAUGUCACUUAUUCCAUCGAUAUUAAAUUUAACAUUAGACCAUAUACUACCGUUAUUGAGUUAUGAUAAUAAUUUGUUGGAUUAUUCAGAUGUGGCGCAUUUGAUGUACACGCUAUUUGACAGCAUCCUUAAUUACCGCUGGCAAUAUUUCUACAAAGCAAAUGUUCAAUCUAUAAUUUUAAAUGGAUCAUCAAAUACAAACAACAGCAACGAUCAUGUACAACAUCCUGAACAAUUUUUAGCCAUCUUCAAUUCCUAUGGCCAAGCACUAGUCAUCGGUAAUGAUCCGAACAUUACUCGCACAGUUUUGGAUUCGUUGCAGAAUCUCAACGAACGAUGGAAGCUCUUCCAUCGGGCAUUAUUCAAAACGAAUUUACUCACAUCAUUCCAAUGUGCGUUAAUAAACGCAUUGCUCUCAGCUGAAGGCGCCCUCCAUUAUGAUCUUAUUAGUGGUGUUCUAUUUGCAAUGGGACAGGUUGAUAAAUUAAAAUUGCAUGAGAGUUUCAUGUCAAUUGGAUUUACAGCGACGAAUUCAAAAGUCAUCGAAGAAAUUUGUUUAGCAACGGACAUUCCAACGUUCUCCCAAAAAAUGUCUCAGCUUAUACAAGAUACACGUUGCACAAGACUUUCGCAAUAACAUUAAAAGGUUGCCCCUGAAAUCACAUUUAAUGCAAUCAUUCAUCAAAUGAUUUGUUUUUUUUUUUUUAUUAUUGUAUUUUAAGAAUUUCAUGUUUUGAGUUCGUUUUUUUUUUUUUUAUUUUUAUAUAAUUUGAGAAUACUCAAGAUCUCAGCAUUUUAUCAUGUAGUUAUUUUGUGUUUUUAAUUUAACGUUAAAAUAUUCAUGUUUGAAAAUUGAAGUUUCAAAAUACAUACAAAAAAGAAAAAUUAACUGAAAGUAUCUUAACUAAAUUUUCGGCCUUAAUUAGCAAAAUUUUUGAAUAAAAUUCUAAAAAUUAUACAAACACAUAAAAUAUGUCUACUAAAUUGGCGAGGAGAAAAAACAAAAAAAGAUGAAAAUCAUUUAUUUUCUAAAUUUAUUUUUAUUAUUUAAUUAUCCGUUACUUCCAAUUCGUGUUACACAAAGAACAAAAAAGUAAGAGUAGAGAUUAUUUUAUAAAAACUGUGUACUUUAUUGCGCAUUUGGAUAUUAGUUUUAGAAUUGAUAAGAAAAAUAAUGUGAAUGUAACAUGUUACUUCCUAAGAAAAUAUUUAAUUAAAAAUACAAAAAACUGGAAGUAUUUUAUAAUUUAGAGAUUUAAAAAAUAUUAUUUUAUUUUAUAUUUUUUUCUAUAUUUGCUUUGUUUUAAUUUUUUUUUUCUUUUAAUUUAAUAUUUUUCGUUUAAUUUUUCCUAAACAAAAAACAAAGCACUAAAAAGACGUAAGAUUCUAUUUAGUUGUUUGUAGUUAUUUAAGUUAUAUCGAAAGAAAAACUAAAAUUAAAAAAAAAAACAAACAAAAACAUAUAUCGUCAUUUGUGUCAUUUUUUAUAUUUAUAUAUAUUAGGUAUACAUAAAAUAUAUUGAUAAUAAUAAUUAUAAAGUAUUUUGAGUAAGAAAUUUUAGUCAUGUGUGUAUAAAAAUGAGCAUUUUAAAAUAUAUUCGUAUUCGUAUACGUAAUUAAUAAAUA
Molecule: messenger RNA, 4325 nt
Organism: Episyrphus balteatus (marmalade hoverfly)
Lineage: Eukaryota; Metazoa; Arthropoda; Insecta; Diptera; Syrphidae
Gene: ebo
Product: exportin-6-A
Exons: 11
Coding region: 250-3336 (1028 amino acids)
Biological process (GO): protein export from nucleus
Molecular function (GO): nuclear export signal receptor activity; small GTPase binding
Source: RefSeq, a predicted model, not a curated record